Sclerotinia sclerotiorum 1980 UF-70 is the source of this 393-nucleotide messenger RNA. RefSeq lists its product as hypothetical. The transcript has a single exon. Lineage: Eukaryota; Fungi; Ascomycota; Leotiomycetes; Helotiales; Sclerotiniaceae. The record is from RefSeq and is a predicted model, not a curated record. Bases 1 to 393 code for a protein of 130 amino acids.
AUGCAACAUUCUCUCGAUCUCUCUCAUUAUUGGUCUUUGAACGUUGCCGCGUUGAUCUGCUGGGCAUUUGGCCACCGUGUCAGCGGAGUUAGAGGUCCCUCCUUCCGAAACGUUACAGACCCAUACACAGCUCUAGACUCGCACACUUAUCCCGAGGCGGCUCGGGAGAACGUACAACUCAAAGCUCUUACAUAUCUCAACUGUAUGCUAGAGCUAGAUAUCAAGGAUCUCUUGACUAGCAGGUCGAUCGUGCGCGCAGAGACUUCCUUUAUUAUUGAUGCGGUGCGCACGCGGCUAGAGGUCGAUAGUGUUGGAGGCCAAUGCAUGACUCUCGUUGAUUCUAUUUGUGUUCUAAAGCGCCUUAGAGAGAGCGGAAGAGGGAAGUGGUUCUGA